ACUCUCGCAGAAAGAUCAGAAACACUUGAUAAGUCAUCUGUAUACCAAGAAUACUAUAACAGAAUUAAAAAGAAAAUAGACAAUCGUAGAAUUCAAACAUGGGGAAAACUUGGCAAAAAAGACCUAGAGAAUGUGUUAGAUAUGUAUAAGAAAGUAUAUACCAAAGGAUAUUAUCUGAUCCUUCAAUUUUGGGCUGAUGUUGCAGCAAUCUAUUAUAUCGGACCUAAAAACUAUGAAUCACUUAUUAAAAAAGUUCAAAUUUUGAUUAGUUCAUGUGAGAACGUAAAUGUUUUAAAGUGCACUGCAAAGUACUUUGCAAACCUUUUAGAACAACAAAUUGGGACAAUCAUCCUGAAGGUUAAAAAAGAGUGGGUUAAUCCAUCACCUGUAAUGUCUAAAUCAUAUUAUGUGGAGAUUUACAUUUAUCGACCACUUCAAAUAAUUUUGCAUAAUUUACUAUACUUACGAAUUCAUCUCUAUAGUUCUGAACAUGAAACUAAAUAUUUUUUUGAAAGAAGAAGUUGGCAUCAUUAUCCGCUAUAUGGCGAGUGGUCAUCAAACUUAGAGGAAUCUCAAAAGAUUGCAAAAAAUAAUCCUGAAUUCCAUAUUGAGGUCAAGUAUAAAAUUGCAUUUUAUCAUAAAACUUAUGGGAAAUACCAAGAUGCACUAAAAAUUGUCAAAGAAAUUUCCAAUGACUACAAAAAUAUAAAAAUGCUUAUAGCUAAUUGCUACAAGAAAAUUGGUGAUAAAGAAAAAAUUAUUGAAAUCAUAAAAGAUGCUAUUGAAAAAAUUGCGAGUAUUUUAAAAGAAAUUAUUGAAAUCAUAAAAGAUGCUAUUGAAAAAAUUGUGAGUAUUUUAAAAGAAAUUAUUAAAAUCACAAAAGAUGCUAUUGAGAAAGUUGUGCGUGUUUUAAAAGAAAUAAUUGAAGUCAUAAAAAACAAUAUUGAAGCAAUUCUAAACUAUUUACCAAUUUGCGCAAAAGCUUGUGUUGAUGUAUACAAUUCAUUGUACAACAAAACACCAGAUGCCAACAGACAAGACAUUUAA
This is a messenger RNA of Racocetra persica, 1047 nucleotides long. Lineage: Eukaryota; Fungi; Glomeromycota; Glomeromycetes; Diversisporales; Gigasporaceae. The record is from the annotation of a GenBank genome assembly.